Molecule: messenger RNA, 972 nt
Organism: Eucalyptus grandis
Lineage: Eukaryota; Viridiplantae; Streptophyta; Magnoliopsida; Myrtales; Myrtaceae
Exons: 2
Coding region: 251-679 (142 amino acids)
Source: RefSeq, a predicted model, not a curated record
CAUUCUGCAGUUUGAAUCGGCGGCCACUUACUGUAUAGUAAUCGUGGCCCACUCAUGCUUACGAGCCCACAAACGGCUACUUCUCGAUCCCGCCGCGUCUUUCAAAAUUGAAAAGACGACCCCCUUGCGCGCACUGUCACUGUCUCUUGUUUCUGCUUCUCUCUCUCUCUCUCUCUCUCUGAGGCAAGAAAGGAAGGAAAUUGGCGAAAAGCACCGAACCAUCUUCGACCGUGCAUCCUCCCUACUGGAGAUGAUGAGCAACGCAACCCUCAUCUCGGAGGACCAGGCAGGUUCGAGCCCGCCCGCAGAUUCGGAGCGGCUCGUGAAGGUGAAGAGCUCCCACAAGGUGGCGUCACCGACGGAGGAUCCAGGGCUCCUGGAAAGAGAGGCCCCGGAGGAGCAGAGGGCCAGGAGGAAGACGAGGAGGCUGAGCCAGGUGGAGACGCCGGAAGCUCUGAAGAAGGCGACGAGGAAGAGGAAGGCGACGGCGCCAGAGGUCGGUGGUCGUGACGGCGGGAAGAUGAAGCGGUUGAGCGAGGUGAAGACGCCCGAGGGGUUCAAGAACGGGAACAAGAAGAGGACCAAGAAGGCGACGGCGACGGUGACGGCGGCGGCAGUGAAGAGGAAGAGCUUGAAGAGAGCGAGCUCUUCAAAGCCAGCGAAGAAGGGUAGGAAGUAAUUCGUCGGAGAAGAGAAGUCAGUGACUCCUGUUCUGCUUUCUUUUCUGUCAAUCACGAGCUCUCGUGAUGUAGCUGCUGUUUUUCGAGUUGCUAUGUUUUUCUGGUUAAUCUUCUGGUUAAUUUUUGUAGUUUCAAGCCCCUGUUUCUCUUUCAUUUGGGAGGACUUGGAAAAGUAAUUUUUGGUUUUCCUAAGCCUGGUUGGUGCGCUUAGACUAAUAUGGUUCUCCCCCUUUGAAUUCUCGUUUUGCAACUUUUUACUUUAUUGAAUUAGAUAUAAAUGAUCAUUUUGUCA